GUGAGUAUCCGAUCACAGAAACAAAUAUGAUUGCAAAGGUCACCCUUUUGUGCGCUGCUUUUGCAGCCGCUUGCGCCAAUCCUAUUCUGACAACUGCCAUCGUUAACACUGGUGUCAGCACUAGCGCCAGACAACAAGACGGUCUUGGAAACUAUGCUUUCAACUACGGCAUUGUAGAUGGUUUGGGUGCCACCAAUUCCAGGGCUGAAAUCGGAGAUGCCGCCGGUAACAAGAAGGGAGCUUACACCCUCACCGAUAUCGAUGGUCGAGCCAGAAGAGUCGAUUACGUAGCUGAUUCUUUGGGUUUCAGGGCAUCCGUUAAGACAAAUGAACCUGGAACCGCCCUUAGCGCCCCUGCUUCUGCUGCCGUAGUUAGCCCAUACGCAGCACCUGUCGCCCCAGCAGUGCCAGCAGUGGCUGCUGCCCCUGUUGUUGCCUCUCCAGCUGUAGCUGCUGCUCCUGUGCUCGCAGCUGCCCCAGCUUUGGCUGCUGCUCCUCUUCUUGCCGCUGUCCCAAACACCAUCUCCUCUUACAGCACUGUUAUUGGACACGGAGCAGCUCUUGGACUUCCUCUUGGAGCUGGACUUCUUGCACCUGGAAUUGGAAAGGCUCUCAUCUUAUAAAUUAUGAAUAUUUUAAAAACAACAAAAUUCUUUGAAGAUCUUCUAGAACGAAGAAGAAUAUUGAAGUAAUUUUGUUAUUGGAGAAAGAAAAAGGUUGGAAAACAAAUUGUGACAA
Messenger RNA from Argiope bruennichi, 738 nucleotides. Its product is annotated as adult-specific rigid cuticular protein 15.7-like. The record is from RefSeq and is a predicted model, not a curated record. Gene Ontology annotation, cellular component: chitin-based extracellular matrix. NCBI's taxonomy places the organism in Eukaryota, Metazoa, Arthropoda, Arachnida, Araneae, Araneidae. The transcript has 4 exons. Bases 27 to 623 code for a protein of 198 amino acids. Gene Ontology annotation, molecular function: structural constituent of chitin-based larval cuticle.